CUAUAUAUAUAGGACAAUUGUAGGCGGGUGUUGUAGUUCAAACUAACAAUCCGUACCAAGGCAUUUGGUUUUGUGCUGCAGCGGUAGACGUUAUUAGUGGAUUUUAAACAUGGCUGGUGGUAAAGCAGGUAAAGAUUCCGGGAAGACCAAGACGAAGGCUAUUUCGCGCUCGCAGAGAGCAGGACUGCAGUUUCCGGUGGGUCGUAUCCACAGACACCUUAAGUCAAGAACCACCAGCCACGGCAGAGUGGGAGCCACUGCAGCGGUGUACAGCGCGGCUAUUCUUGAAUACCUCACUGCCGAGGUUCUAGAGUUGGCAGGAAAUGCAUCAAAGGACCUUAAAGUGAAGCGUAUCACCCCUCGCCACUUGCAGCUGGCCAUUAGAGGAGACGAAGAGCUGGAUUCACUCAUCAAGGCCACUAUUGCUGGUGGAGGUGUGAUACCUCACAUCCACAAGUCUCUGAUUGGAAAGAAGGGCCAGCAGAAGACCGUAUAACCUGAAGUGCUCUGGAAGUCGUGCCAUCUCAGGACGAAGUCUGCAUCAAGUGGUUAAAUGUCUUAGAUUAGAACACCUUUUAGGAGUUAUUUGUAUGGUUGAGCUUGCAUUUACUCACCUGGGGUAUUUUUUUAAAAGUGGCUUCAGAGAAGCUCAUUUUUUUGUGUUUUGGCUUUUUUUUUUUUUUCCUUUUCUUUUCUUUUCUUUUCUUUUCUUUUCUGGUGCUGCAGUUUUUGUGUCAACUUCCUUUUGUGGCGUUCCCAUGUUUUAAAGUGGUGUUUUAAUAAAGCUCUUAUUGGGCAUUUGCAGUUUGCUCUUUCAGUUCUUACUUGUUCAUGAGCGUGUUUCUGUUAUGUUAUCACUUUCUACUCUGCAGGUAUUCAGUUGGCUACCCCAGUGUGGUUGGUGAAAAUGUUUGGCUUUAGUAUUAUUAUCCUUUACAGUUUCAAAGAAUCAACAAAAGCAAAGAUCAACCACCGCUACCACAGCUUGUACAUGGAAAGUGUCAUGGCGUACAUAGACCCAUCUUAAGCGUUCAAACCAUCAGUUUCAGUCUUGUGCAGUUGCAUGAAUUGCAAAGCAUGUUGAACAUCAGUUUACCACUGGACUGAAAAACUGGGAAUAUUUGUCAUUUUUGGAUUCUGAAUAAAGACUGGACUGGCACAGUCAGAACAUUUUA
Seriola dumerili (greater amberjack) is the source of this 1175-nucleotide messenger RNA. Its product is annotated as histone H2A.Z. NCBI's taxonomy places the organism in Eukaryota, Metazoa, Chordata, Actinopteri, Carangiformes, Carangidae. The transcript has 5 exons. Gene Ontology annotation, molecular function: DNA binding; structural constituent of chromatin; protein heterodimerization activity. Bases 110 to 496 code for a protein of 128 amino acids. Gene Ontology annotation, cellular component: nucleosome. The record is from RefSeq and is a predicted model, not a curated record.